UAUGUGGGUCAUAUUGUUAGCAGUGGAACGAGCAUCUUACAUCUUUAAUACACCAUGUUUUUGAAAAGAAACACCUAUUUGCUGGUGUUUUUAUUCUGUUCUCUGACUUUGUGGUGCAAGUCAACCAGUGCAGGCUCGAGCUUCCUCAGCCCCUCACAAAAACCUCAGAACAGGGGAAAGUCUUCCAGGGUCGGCCGCCAAGUCAUGCAGGAGCCUCAACAACCCACUGACGACAAACACAUCACACAGAUUAGCGCUCCCUUCGAAAUUGGCAUCUCUAUGACAGAGGAGGACUAUGAUGAGUACGGUGUAGUGCUGCAGGAGAUCAUUCAGCGUCUGCUGGGGGGCACAGAGGCAGCAGAGGGACCGCCACAACUCUGAAGAUCAUGGAGGAAACUUAAGAAUCUUCCGUCUGCAAUGUCAGCUUCAUUAGAUGGUGAUUCUUAAUAUACUGACAGCAGAAACAUGCUGAUCUCAUUUCUUUUAAACCUUUGUGUAUUCUUCAGCUCAUUAGUCAGAUUGUGGCUAUGGCAUGUAUCACUAAAUCUUUCAUUUCAUUACAAACUUGUUUUUGGAGCUUUCCACCACAUCCCAGAGUCUCAGUGAGUUUGUUGCAAUGUAAUUCAAUACAAAGUACAAGUUGAUAAAAGUUCAUUUUGGUUGUUGGAAAAAAAUCAUCCAAACUCAGGUCUAAGGUCAAUAUCGAAUGUUCCCCUCUCAAAUAUGUAAAGUUGCAGUGAGUUACUCAGAUUUGUCAAUAUGUCAGAUUGUUUUAUCAAACAUAUUUAGUCUAGUUUUUGGUAAAACCCUUGUUUCAGCUGAUGAUUCAUUCAGAUUCUUAACUGUGUAAUUAAAGAAAUGUACCGUACAACCUGUCCUCAUUUGUCAUCAUAGUCCUACAUGUGUCCAUAUAAAUAAAGCAUUGAUAAACUUUCGUCUCUCUGUCUCAUCUUUGGAAAGGUAUUGACAUAAAUAAAGUAAAGAAUUGGGGUGGAAUUGAGUAAAUGAGAUGGAGGAAUGCACAGAGGUUACAUUUCCUCCUUUUAACUGGGUUAUAGAAUUCAGAAUGGGUUCUGUCCUGGGAUACACACCUGUGUUACUUUGCAUUUGGCCAAAAAACAACAGAAAAAGGACAUAAAAAUAACUGUCCACAACAAUAUUCAUGGUCCUGAGGUCUGCUGGUUUGACAGCUUCCUGAGGAGUUUAGCAUCUCACAGGCUUAAAUAUUGUU
Acanthopagrus latus (yellowfin seabream) is the source of this 1231-nucleotide messenger RNA. It is a transcript of the gene ghrl, whose product is annotated as ghrelin/obestatin prepropeptide. Gene Ontology annotation, molecular function: growth hormone-releasing hormone activity. Lineage: Eukaryota; Metazoa; Chordata; Actinopteri; Spariformes; Sparidae. The transcript has 4 exons. Gene Ontology annotation, cellular component: extracellular region. The coding region runs from base 55 to 381 and encodes 108 amino acids. The record is from RefSeq and is a predicted model, not a curated record.